Molecule: messenger RNA, 888 nt
Organism: Ctenocephalides felis (cat flea)
Lineage: Eukaryota; Metazoa; Arthropoda; Insecta; Siphonaptera; Pulicidae
Product: cytochrome b561-like
Exons: 5
Coding region: 1-738 (245 amino acids)
Molecular function (GO): oxidoreductase activity
Source: RefSeq, a predicted model, not a curated record
AUGGAACAAAAUAUUCAAGGAUUUCGGCCUAUUUACAUCGCAGCCAUGGCUUUUGGAUUAGCAUUUGUAAUUCUUGUAGGUAUAUGGACUGGAGGGUACCUGGGAGGAUUUGCUUGGAGAAGUACUCCAGAACUUCAAUUCAAUUGGCACCCUUUGCUCAUGUCGAUUGGAAUGAUAUUUCUCUACUCUAAUUCUAUGCUGAUAUAUAGAAGCUAUCGAAGUUGUUGCAAAAGAACUCUUAAAAUUGCUCAUUCAGCUAUACAUGGAUUGAUAUUUUUGCUUACUAUUAUCGCAUUGAUAGCAGUAUUUGAUUCACAUAAUUUGCACAUGAAGGAUGGACAAAGCGAUCCGAUACCUAAUAUGUAUUCCUUGCAUUCGUGGAUUGGAUUAACUGCUGUUAUAUUAUUCGCUUGUCAGCUAUUAUCAGGAUUUGUGACAUACUUAUAUCCAGGCCUAACAUCUAAUAUCAAAACAACCUACAUGCCAGUUCAUACAUUUUUUGGUAUAGCAAUAUUUAUAUGCGUCGUGGCAGCAGCACUACUUGGCUUGUCAGAAAAAGGAUUUUUUGUAAUGAAAAGCAAUUAUGCAGAUUUACCGGCUCAAGGAGUUCUUUUAAAUUCUAUUGGAAUAUGUUUGAUCAUAUUCACGGGUUUAACAACAUAUCUGGUCACCGAAAAAAGCUAUAAACGUAUUCCUUUACCAGAGGAUGAAUUUUUAUUAACAAGUCAUGACAAAUAAAGACAUAAUAGUAAAAGAAACCUUUGGCGUUGGACUGCUAAUGUUGGACUAACUCUACCGCUUCAACUGUAUCAGGCUGACAAUUGCGUUUUGAAGACUGCUACUGAAACCCUUUCAUCUCUAUGAUACGAGCAAUAAUUUAUUUCAUGA